AUGCGUAAUUCGCCGCAGCACUUCCUGUCCAGUUUGGGAGAACGGGCGCGCCUACGUUGGCAGCACUGCACGGUUAUCGAGGGCGAUGCGCGACUUAUUUUGAUGACGCAGGAGAAUCUGACUUCGGACGACUUUCGAAUGGCAGCUAUGCCUAAUCUGCGCGAAAUCACCGGCUCGUUACUGGUGUUCCAAGUCGUUGGCAUGGAUUCGCUGAACGUCAUGUUUCCCAAUCUGCGGAUAAUCCGCGGAAACUCGCUGGUGUCCAACUACGCGCUGGUUCUGUUCCAGAACCCGGAUCUCAAAGAGAUCGGACUUUCGAACCUGACCGAGAUAUCGAAAGGAGGCGUACGGAUCGCCGGCAACUCAGAGCUGUGCUACGUGGACACGAUCAACUGGAACGAACUGUGUAGGGAAGAUUCGGCACACAUCCUCAUCGAAGAGAACAAAGACACCGUCCUGUGUUCCGAUGUUUGCGAAGCGUCGGCCCAGGAAGACCUCUGCAUAGUGCACGGCUCGACUAGCUCAACUGCGCCCACUGCGCGCAGAGCUUGUUGGAACCGCGACAAGUGUCAACUAGGCUGUCCAAAGCAGUGCAAAGAGUUCGGACUGUCGUGCAACACCAGCGCGACCCCGCCGUUUUGCUGCCAUCCGCAGUGUGCCGCCGGAUGUACGGGCCUGAAAAACACUGAUUGUUCUGCAUGUCGUAAUGUGCGCUACAACAAGGUGUGUCUCGAGAAGUGCCCUGAAAAUUUAUACAAGGUAAUCGACCGACGCUGUAUCACUCGUGAAGAAUGCGUGAACAGGAACCCGAUUAAAGAUGAAACGAACGGUGACUACUUGUACUACAAGGCGGUGAAGACUACGGGUGAGUGCGUCGUGAAAUGCCCCCCGGGUUACGAAGAAGACGCGACCGACAAGACGAAGUGCUCUCGCUGUAACGGCGUUUGCCCUCAA
Molecule: messenger RNA, 954 nt
Organism: Soboliphyme baturini
Lineage: Eukaryota; Metazoa; Nematoda; Enoplea; Dioctophymatida; Soboliphymatidae
Source: the annotation of a GenBank genome assembly